Messenger RNA from Closterium sp. Yama58-4, 789 nucleotides. NCBI's taxonomy places the organism in Eukaryota, Viridiplantae, Streptophyta, Zygnematophyceae, Desmidiales, Closteriaceae. The record is from the annotation of a GenBank genome assembly.
AUGGCUGCCCUCGCCAACGCUGCUGUGCUCCCCUCCACCUUCGUCGGCCAGAGCGCUGAGCUCGCCGCCAAGGUGAACAAUGUCGAGGCCCGCGUGACGAUGAGGAAGACCGCCAAGGCGGCUUCCAGCAGCGCCUUCUACGGCCCCGACCGCAACCUGUUCCUGGGCCCCUACACCUCCCCCCCGUCGUACCUCACCGGCGAGUACCCCGGCGACUACGGCUGGGACACCGCUGGUCUGUCCGCUGACCCCGAGACCUUCGCCAAGAACCGCGAGCUGGAGGUGAUCCACGCCCGCUGGGCUCUUCUCGGUGCCCUCGGCUGCCUGACCCCCGAGCUCCUCGCCAACAACGGCGUUGAGUUCGGCGAGGCUGUGUGGUUCAAGGCCGGCGCUCAGAUCUUCUCCGAGGGUGGCCUGGACUACCUCGGCAACCCCAGCCUGAUCCACGCGCAGUCCAUCCUGGCCAUCUGGGCCACCCAGGUCAUCCUCAUGGGUGCCGUCGAGAGCUACCGCGUGGGUGGCCUCGAGGGCUUCCAAGAGGUUGAGGACCCCCUGUACCCCGGCGGUGCCUUCGACCCCCUGGGUCUGGCUGACGACCCCGAUGCUCUUGCGGAGCUCAAGGUGAAGGAGCUCAAGAACGGCCGCCUCGCCAUGGUGUCGAUGUUCGGCUUCUUCGUCCAGGCCAUCGUGACCGGCAAGGGUCCCCUGGAGAACCUGUCCGACCACCUGGCUGACCCCACCGUGAACAACGCCUGGGCCUACGCCACCAACUUCACCCCCGGUGCUUAA